Molecule: messenger RNA, 1042 nt
Organism: Westerdykella ornata
Lineage: Eukaryota; Fungi; Ascomycota; Dothideomycetes; Pleosporales; Sporormiaceae
Product: pyrimidine 5-nucleotidase
Exons: 5
Coding region: 183-884 (233 amino acids)
Biological process (GO): nucleotide catabolic process; pyrimidine nucleobase metabolic process
Molecular function (GO): nucleotidase activity
Source: RefSeq, a predicted model, not a curated record
CCAAACAGAAUCACUUUUGUUGCUUGUUCGUCAAUCUUCCGCUGCACUUCCGAACCUGCGCUUGUUUUCCUGCGUUUACUGACCCUUAGUUCACACACGAGUUCACGCUUUGACUGUCUGCUGUUCUAGCUUCGUUCCGGCUCUCCACAAAGCAAGUAUCAGGAGUCAUGACUCCCUCUGCAAUGGCCGAAGAUGAGAAACCGGUAUUCUUUUUCGACAUAGACAACUGUUUAUAUCCAAAGAGCACGAAUAUUCAACACAUGAUGUCAGAGUUGAUAGAUGAAUACUUCCAGACCCACCUUUCGCUCUCACAGAAAGAGGCGAAUGCGCUCCACUACAAAUAUUACAAAGAGUACGGCCUGGCAAUAGAAGGUCUUGUCCGUCACCACAAGGUGGAUGCGCUGGAUUACAACCGGAAGGUGGAUGAUGCGCUACCUCUGGAAGAUGUCAUCAAGCCUGACCCACAACUGCGUGCUCUACUGGAGGACAUUGAUACAAGCAAGAUUCGGCUAUGGUUGUUCACCAAUGCCUACAUUACCCAUGGCAAACGCGUAGUUAGACUCCUUCAGGUUGACGAUCUCUUCGAAGGGAUAACGUACUGUGAUUACGGCUCUGAGAAAUUCUACUGUAAACCUCACCCGGAGAUGUAUGACAAGGCCAUGAGGGAAGCCGGUGUCAAGUCGAACCAGAACUGCUACUUCGUCGACGAUUCCUACCUGAACACGAAAGCUGCCCAUGCUCGAGGCUGGAAUGCCGUCCAUCUUCUGGAUGAUGUGGACCCCGAUCCACCUCACCCGGCUUGCCAGUAUCAUAUACGACAUCUGUCGCAGUUACGAACCAUAUUUCCGCAGUUUUUCAAGAGUACAUCUUCCAAUUCGAACUGAUGACGGUCAUGGAGACCAAACACGGCGCAACACGACGCUUGGCAGUGCUGUUAGGUGCUGAGGAAUGUAUGGCGACAAUAGAAUGUAGGGCAUAGAAAUACCAUGGCAGAGGGUUGAAUACUGCCGAGCGAUACCAUUUAGACGAACACUUCUUAUCG